Molecule: messenger RNA, 729 nt
Organism: Aspergillus piperis CBS 112811
Lineage: Eukaryota; Fungi; Ascomycota; Eurotiomycetes; Eurotiales; Aspergillaceae
Exons: 2
Coding region: 52-243 (63 amino acids)
Source: RefSeq, a predicted model, not a curated record
UUAAGACCAUUUUCAAUUUUACUACAUCCAAAACCUCAACAACCCUUCGCCAUGAAGUUCAGCUUGAUCUGGUCUCUGAGCCUGCUCUUGACUGUACAUGCUGCAGUUAUUCCACGACCUGCUGAGUCCUCGAUGUCUCUCGAAGCAGGUGUCCGCGCCGCUGGAUAUGAAGCUAGUGGUAUUCAUGAGAGAUCUGCAUUGCCACAUGAUGAGGACAAUACUGUUAUCGGGGAAGGGUGGUAGAUGAGCGUUGGAGCUGUCUCGAGGUUAUGUGGGGUCUGAUGGAGAUGUCGUAUGUUUUAGGUGGAGUAUAGCUCCAGCCAAGAGCAAAAGCCUAUAGCCGAUAAUGUUUCUCUCUUCCAUUCUCGUGAUCCAUUAUUACACCUCCCAAUCAAACACUCAACCUAAUCCCAUCCCCAAUCUCCAUUUCACCAUCUUCGCACCUCGUAAAAUGAUCAACUAGUCGAAUGGGCUGCUCACUAUCCUUAUAACAAGCCGUUCUCUGACGAAUCCACUCUCUCCGACUCCUCCAAUCGAGACACUUCCGAGCCUGUCCAUCACCAGUUUGAUUGCGUCCCCAUGUGUAGAGAAGUGUAUCUCCAGUUGUUCCACAUACAAUAUACUGCAGCAGGCUGUCGAAGCAGUGCCAAGAAUGUUCAAGGGGAAGUUUGGGGGGCAUUCCUGAUCGUAUCUCUAAGAGUGUCCGGCGGAUUAUCGUGAGGCAGUGGA